CCCAGGGAGGAGGAAGCAGUUGGAUUUGGAAAUGCAGAGGCAGUGGAUGGAGAGAUUGUUUCCUUGGCAAGGUAUUCUGACCUUCAGAGUAGCCUUGCUUGUUUGCACAGCAAGAAGCUUGUCUGCCCAGGCCACUUGUCCUGAUAUCAUUGUGACUCAGCAGCUUCUGAAAGAAGGAUUUCACAGAGAGCUGCUAACAAGAGUAGAACUUGGAGCAGGGGAGGAGGCCAUAGGAAGCUGCACUGUGGCAAUAAAAGAACACCUCCCAGCAGGACUAUAUGUGGAUCCCUAUGAGCUAGCAUCACUGCAGCAGCACAACCUAACUGAGGCUCUGAUGAUUGCAGAUACUAUUGAUGUGGAAUCUCCUGAGUAUUUAGCCACAGACCUUGCCAUUCUUGUUUACAUGAAACCUGACCCUCAGUGUGAUCGCUGUUUUAAAGCCAUGUUGCCUGUGCACAGCCGAUAUCACCGGCCAUCCAAGGAUGAUGGUGAAGCAAUUGCUGUCCUAAAGAAUCCAGAAAUACUGAUCUAUUGCCAUAAAAGUUUCCCAUCACUUGAAUGUUGGAACUAUUCUGAAGUGGAAGCUCCAUGUUCAGUGAGAAAUGGGCAUACCUGUCAUUGGAGCAAUGUGACAUAUAAACCUGUAAAUAAGGAAGUGAUACUGCUAGUGCCAGUGGGGCUCAAACAGCAUGGUGCCUUGGUAUGUGCGGGGACUCUUCUUACCACAGUCCUGUGUUCCUGUUUAGUUCUUGCAGCUGUAUGCAAACAUGGACCCUCUUCCUUGGUGCACUGCUCAGAGUAAAACUGAACAAGACAUUGUAGCUGGAGUCAGUCUGAAACAGUAAUGAAUACCAUGCAAACUGAGUCUGUUCUGUAUAGGGUUCUAUGAAUGGAAUGCCAUUUGUUUAUCACCUUUACAACAGUAAUGCCUAGAGGACCCAUCUGAGAUCAUGACUCUCUUGUGCCAGGCACUGUAUAAACACCUAAUAAGAGACCAUCCCUGCACUCAAGAAGGUGCAUUCUAAAUAGACAAAGCAGACAAAAGUUUCAGAGAAUGUAACUGAAAAAACUUCAAAAAUAAUGAAUAGUAUUGCACCACCUUAGAGACUAGCAACAAAUGUAGAUGAACAAAGAAUGGGAGGGAGAACUAAGAUGUACAGAUGAGGUGAUCUGCCCAAAGUCAUUUGGCAGAGCUGGGAAUAGAACUCAGGUCUCCUGACUCCUAAUCUUGUAUUCCCUAAGUGCAAGACCACUGUGCCUCUCAUUAAAUAUUAUUCUUCCAGGAUUUUAAACUAGCUGACUUGACAGACUGAUUAUUAUAAUCAGAGAAACAGGUUCCCUGGUCUCUGUACCUUUGAGUUAUAAACUGAAACAUAAUCCAACUCUAUUGUAUUUUAAUUUGUUUUGUGAGCUACAUAUUUACCUGGAACAGAAAAGGAUUUCCAAGCAUUGUAAAGAUAUAAUGGUCCCUGUUUUAUUAACAGUGACCUGUAGGAGGCAGCCAGAUUUAUGUGAUUUUUAAAGAGGCCCUAAGAAUUUGGAAGAAACUUCUAGAUGUUUACUGCGUAAAUUAGAACAGGACUAGUAACUUUGAUGUUUCAGAGGAAAUAACAGAGCCUCAUCCGAACAGGAAUUAUUUUGAGGAAAUUUAAGGCAUGUGUUACGCAGGAAGUCAGACCGAAUGACCACAGUGAUCCCUUCUGGCCUUGGUAUCUAUGAAAUGAUGCUAAGCUGGAAUAGAGGACUUGGAAGACUGGAGGUAAUCAUCAGCGCUGUUAAGAAAUACAAGGAAACAGAGAGGAAAUUGCUUCAUUAAUGGAAAAACUGAGGUGCCUCAAUGGUUCUUACAUUUGUCAUCCUAAAUGUAUCUUGUUUCUGUUGUUUGUCAGUAGGGGGCAUUAUGAGUUUAAGAUAACUCAUAGGGCAGAUUUUUACUUUGUUUCUGUAUACGUAGAGGAUAUUAAAUAUAGGUGGUUUUGUUAUUAAACUACAGAUGCAAUAAAAAGCAGAGGUCCUGGCUUUCAAAUUCUGUUCAUAUAUCCAUGUGUGGCCUGUAGUUGUGCAGCCUAAUCCUUGCUCUGUCAGCAGGAUUGGCCUUUCCUCUUCCUCCACAGCUAUAUCUUCUGGAAUUCCUGGGCAUCUUUCCUCAUCUCCGUCUGACACUCAAUAAAGAACUUGUCUUGUAA
Molecule: messenger RNA, 2186 nt
Organism: Pelodiscus sinensis (Chinese soft-shelled turtle)
Lineage: Eukaryota; Metazoa; Chordata; Testudines; Trionychidae
Source: RefSeq, a predicted model, not a curated record